CACCCAAGAAGUGAAAACAUGCCUACUAUCCUUUCAACUACUCUUCUCAAUCUCUUCUUAAUCUCAUCUUUCCUUAUCAUUCUCCUUCUCAGCCCAGCCUGCAAGGCUGACAACAUCUUGUAUCCUGGUGAAACUCUUGGCACUAACAACUAUCUGCAACAUGGGAGCUAUAGUUUUAUAAUUCAAGAAGAUUGCAAUCUGGUCUUAUAUGAUAACGGAAACCCCAUUUGGGCAUCCAACACCGGCGGCAAGUCUAGGAAUUGCCAUUGCACCAUGCAAACUGAUGGAAACCUUGUGGUAUAUGAUCCUUACGGAGUUGCAAUUUGGGCUAGUAAUACCCGCCUAAGCGAAGGCUUCUAUGUUCUAAUCCUUCAAAAGGAUAGAAACGUAGUCAUCUAUGGUGGGGCCAUUUGGGCUACUGCGACUAAUGCACCGGGGAGCAGUGCAAUGCCAGUGGUCACUGUGGUCAGCGCCGCUAAAACCAAUCGCACCGCUUUGGUUAAUGGAUCUGGGACCAUCACAAACAUCUGAGAAGAUCAAUGCAUUGUGCUGAAAUACAUAUUACUUUAUCUAUGUGUGUUGCCUAUGUCUUGUUUGAAAUUUGAAUAAAUUUUAGUAAUAUAUUAUAGUAA
Molecule: messenger RNA, 632 nt
Organism: Magnolia sinica
Lineage: Eukaryota; Viridiplantae; Streptophyta; Magnoliopsida; Magnoliales; Magnoliaceae
Product: mannose-specific lectin-like
Exons: 1
Coding region: 19-531 (170 amino acids)
Source: RefSeq, a predicted model, not a curated record